This is a messenger RNA of Musca domestica (house fly), 4136 nucleotides long. RefSeq names its product serine-rich adhesin for platelets. The coding region runs from base 445 to 3858 and encodes 1137 amino acids. The record is from RefSeq and is a predicted model, not a curated record. The transcript is spliced from 5 exons. NCBI's taxonomy places the organism in Eukaryota, Metazoa, Arthropoda, Insecta, Diptera, Muscidae.
UAAAUUAAAUGCAAAUCAAAAGAGAGCAAAUGGAAUAAUAAGAGAAGAAUAUCAAAAUAAUAUAUAACGAAAAUAAAAUGAUAUAUAUAACUACAACUGCCAUGUAAAUCCGCAUCAACAAAUAAAGAACAACAAUAAGAGAGUUACAAUUCAUAAAAAAGAAAGCCUGAGGAUAUUAUGAUUUUGUUGACCAAGUGAAUCGAAACCGCGACCUCUUUAAGGACACUGAUCAAGGAGUUGUAGAAAAACAAUCGACAAAAGAAAAUAGAGAUCUUCCCAUUUCAUUGACAUAACUUCAAGCACAACCAGACACCCCAAUGCCGAUGUCUUUCAAUUUAUAAAACGACAUUAUCACGCUUUACCUGUGGCGGUUCAAUAUCGUCAUCACGAUUUUUAAACACCUUAAAAUACAAUUUUACACCUUUAGCUGCCAAAGCUAUCGUAAUGCCCAUUUAUCACAAGGCCCCACCCACAGUUUCGGGCAGCCAUGCAACCUCGGAAAUCGAUAAUCACACCUCGGAGGCAGCCAAAGUUAAGAGGACCCGUGAGCAGGCCUAUUUCAAUUCAUAUGACUUCGAUGCAAUUGAGGUGCUGCCCUAUGACGAUGAGGAUGAAGAGGAUGGGGAGGGUAGGCAUAAGGGGAACAGGGAUGGAAGGGGUCACAACAAGUCAGCAAUAACAACAACAAAUAGUCAACAGCAUCUAAAGUCUAAGCAGCAACAAAAACCACAACAGCAAUUACAUUCAAGUCAAACCAGACAGCAUUUACCACCGUCAUCCGCAGCACAGGCCAGCUUUGGUUAUUCCAGCUCAAAACAGCCACAUCCCCAACAGCAUCCUCCUGCAGCUGUUCGGGGCAAAAUCUCCUCCACUAGUGAUAAUUUCAUAGUCGAUAAGCAUCCUCCUCAUCUGAGCAGCCAUGGCCAGGCCAAAAUGCCCGGCAACAAACACACCAGCUCAUAUCUGCAACGUUUCGGGGUGGCCCUUUUCGGGGGCAUAAAUGUCAAUCCCACCACCAACAACAACAAUGCGAGUGGCCACAAAGGAGGCAGUAACCACAACUCUGCCUCUUCGUCACUGUCCACAACAUCGACCUCUUCAUCGUUUGCCGAUGACGAUGAGGAUGACAUUAAACACUUGAAAGUGUCAUCAUCGGGCAUAUCCUCAUCGACAUCGUCAGCAUCAUCAAAAUCCAGGACCAAGGCUUCGUGUUGCUCCUCCUCCUCUGCUACGUCAUCAUCGGCAGCGGCCGCCGCAGAAACAUCAAUGGCUGUGGAUAGCCUCGAUCAAAAUAUUGCCAAUGAUACAACGGCAACAGCUGUUGACAUCAACGCCAAGGAGGCUGCUGCUGCUGCCACACCUACAGCUGCCAGUUCGUCUGAUGGAAAUUUCCUAUUGCCUCGUGUAAUGCUUAAAUAUCAAAGCACUUUGAAUGCAGGUGGUGGCAGCAGCAACAACAAUUCAAAGUCAAUGUCAACACCGGCGACAACAACAACAAAUUCCCCUGCAUCGGUGAUGCCAUCGAAUUCCGGAUCAGUCACAAAUAAUUUAGCCAUGGCCCAGACUUUGGCAACAGGAUCCGGAGGUGGUGGAGGCAAUGCUGGACGCAUGAAAAAACACUCAACCACCUCCUCCAGCCUCAGCUCCUUGGGUUCCGAGGAAAUUGUGGAAAUUCAUCGAGAAGAUGAGGAUGAUUCCUCCAAGGUGGCCAAAGAAUUCAAGGUAAUGCCAAAACUGGCAAAAACUCCCGGCCGGGCAGCCUCCCAUCAGUCCCAUUAUUCCACCGAUAAAAGUGCCUCCUCGGGUUAUUACAGUUCCAAUGUGUGUUCCACCUAUUCGCUGGAGGAACACAUCUACAGUGAGCCAACCAUUGAGUUGAAAGAAAUGGCAAUUGGCCAUAAGGCAAACCUGAUUGCCGGCCACCCGUCUGAGAGUGGAAAGGGGAAAAUGGUGAAUGAAAAGCCAUUGGCUGGGAAUGGUGAAACUUUGUGUGGCCAGGAUGAUGAUGAUGAGGCUAGUGUUAUGCGUACUCUCGACUAUAAUAGACGCUUUCGGUACGCGGAUCAUCAAAAGCCAGGCAAUGAGGCGAAUGCUGCGCAACAACAAUCUUUGUGUCGCUUCAAUGGCCCCCAAACCUCCUCCAAUUCUUCCUCAUCGAAGGAGUUCAAGGAGAAUUUACGUAUCCUGGAGAGUAGUAUUGAGAACUUGGAUCGCCAUUUGAAAUCAUUUCCCCGUGGCAUGAUCAUGGGAUCGUCCGCGGCAGCAGCAACAGCAGGGGGAGUGGGAGGAGGAGUCACAGAUGCCAUAACCCAUCACCGGGGAGAAGAGAAAAUUCGAGCCUCCUAUUCCCAUUUACCCACCAUCAGAGAAGGCUAUGAUGCCACUGCCAUUGGCACCCUGAAAAGGGGUUGGUCCGAAGAUCCCGUGACCGAUGAUUCCCUCAUCGACAUUGACUUGGAUUCAUUUCUCCUGGAUGAGGCUGGAAAAAAGGACAAGAAACAAAACCCGAAACACCAACAACUUCUACCUCCAGCUAAGACCAAAGCCUUGGGAAUCGACAACCCCACUUUUCUGUCCGAGGAACAAGAAGAGAACCACUACAAAUGUGCCAAAUACAUCAAUUCCUGUCCCGAGGAUGCCUAUCGUGUGGAAAGCGACAUCAUAGCCCCCGCCCGCAGCUCCAUAUCCGAACAGUCGGUGGCGGUCUCGGUCAGUGAUUUGUAUCCCAAACGCUAUGAGGAUCAGCUGCAUUUUCAAAAUACCCGCGAACUACUUGAGGAUGUGCGUGACAAGAUUCGUCUGCUCAAUUUGACGCAAGAGCCUCCCAGUGGCGCCCAAUCAAGGCGCCAAAUUCAAGCACCAACGGGAAAUCAUUUGACUCUGGACGAAUAUAUCCCCAAGGAGCUGCACACCAUGAUCGGAACGCUGAAACGGGAACUCGAACUCUAUUUGCAGCGCAUGAAUCAGCACAGCGAGCUGGAGAUACGGCAACUCUGCACGGGUCUGGUGAAAAAUCAGAAUAUAGUCAAAAUGAAAAAUGCCUUUGAAAGGCGGCGUUCGCUCAGCGAUAUGAGUGAUCAUCUAUCCACGUAUGAGACAUCGGGUCUGCCACCCAUUAGCAUACGCCAGGAGGUGACCACCAUCAAGUGUGCCAGUGACCCGAACUUCAAAAUGAAACGGAAAUCCCUGACCGAAGUCUUUCCCAUUAGCGAGUGUUAUGUGGAAACCCUGCGCACCUUCGGCAACGGCAUGGAGCGACAAAGUGAUCCCCUGCCUCCUCUGCCCGGUGGUGGGUCACAGCUCCAGAGAAACCUGAAUUUCCACCAGGCCAGUAUUCAACAAUUCGAAAACGACACCAACAGCAACUUUGAGAAGCUAAAUAAUCCCAGAACGACAGGUAGUGUGAGGAAACAUGAUAACUCUGCCUCUGGCUCCUGCUGUGCCUCGGCCUCAUCCUCCAACUCACCCAACGACUCCUCAGAUCCCCAGGACAAGGAUUCCAUCCUCGAAUGGCAUCGCAAAAAGCCCAGCAUCUGGGAAAUGUACUACGGCACCAAUCGCAUUCAACAAUCGCUGCUGGGCGGCAAUGGUAAAAAGAAUGGCCUGAUGGUAACCGGAAAUACAAGCUCAUCCACGCCCUCGCCCAUGUGUUAUCCCUCAUCACGACCCGAAUCAGAUUUCACAUUGGAUUUGCCGCGAGCCGAACAGUUGCGCAUUAAAAUGGAAAAAGAGAAGAAAUUCCGCCAAAGAUGCCGGGUGAUUACCACAUUUUUAAGUUUAGUCUUUUUUCUGUUGACGGUAAUGGUUGUAAGUCUGGUCUUGACCCGUGGCAAACGUAUGUUUGGCAGCAUGAUAUGAUAAAAAGGAGUCGGGGAACGAAUCAAAUAGUCCUAGUUAGAAAACGCUCAUUCAUGACCAUUAGAAAAAAAAACAGAAAUUAAAACAAUGUUGAAAAUAUUUUUUUAGAAACAUAAAUCAAUAAUUAUGCCUCGUCUUCACACAUUCGAUUAGAGAAAAUUGUUAUUUUUUAUAUAAAUAUAUCUAAAUUUAGUUAUAAGCUAAUAAAACGAAAUUUUUUAAAUAGAUUUUUUUAUUGAAUUUUAAAAGAAAUACAAAAUUUUUGUAAAUUUUUUGAA